AUGGCUUCCCACACCUCCACCAUCACCACAGCAGCCGGGACAGCGUCCCUGGCAGAUCUGCCCAAAUCAAAUGUAUUCACCUCCAAACUGCCGGCCGACCCGGCAUUUGAGACUCCCGAGGCCUCGCACAAGGCCCCUCGGGAAGCGCUGGGACCCCGCAUGGUGAAGGGCGCGCUAUUCACGUAUGUUCGGCCGGAGCAGGUCGAGGAGCCGGAGCUGCUCGGAGUGAGUCCGAAGGCGAUGGCAGACUUGGGCCUCCAGCCCGGUGAGGAGCAAACCCCUGCCUUCCAGGCGUUGGUGGCGGGCAAUGAAUUCGCGUGGACGGAGGAGAAGGGAGGCAUUUACCCGUGGGCGCAAUGCUAUGGUGAAUCGUUCCUUCUCUUCAUUCUCAACAUGCGGAUGCAACUAACGGUGGGCAGUGGUUCGUGGGCGGGGCAGUUGGGAGAUGGUACCACGAAUCCGCAGACCAAGACCCGAUAUGAGUUGCAGCUGAAAGGGGCCGGAAAGACGCCCUAUUCGCGGUUUGCGGAUGGGAAGGCGGUCCUUCGAUCCAGCAUCCGGGAAUACAUCGUCUCUGAAGCUCUCAAUGCCCUGGGCGUUCCCACUACCCGUGCGCUGUCUCUCACCCUGCUGCCAAAGUCCAAGGUGCUGCGAGAGCGCAUAGAGCCCGGCGCGAUUGUGGCGCGAUUUGCCGAAAGUUGGCUGCGGAUUGGCACAUUCGACCUUCUUCGAGUGCGCGGAGAGCGAGAUCUGAUCCGCCAGCUCUCCACAUAUAUCGCCGAAGACGUCUUCGGCGGAUGGGAAACCCCUGCCCGCCGCGGCGUGGGCCGGGACGAGGUGCAGACCCAGGAAGGGGUGGACGAGAACCGGUUCGCGCGACUGUACCGCGAGAUCGCGCGGCGCAAUGCAAAGACUGUGGCGGCAUGGCAGGCGUAUGGAUUUAUGAACGGCGUGCUCAACACCGACAACACGUCGAUCUAUGGGCUGUCGCUGGAUUAUGGCCCCUUUGCAUUUAUGGACAACUUUGACCCGAUGUACACGCCGAACCACGACGACCACAUGCUGCGCUACUCCUACAAGAACCAGCCCAGCAUCAUUUGGUGGAACCUGGUCCGACUCGGCGAGUCUCUGGGGGAGCUAUUCGGCGCCGGAAACAAAGUGGACGACGAGAGCUUCAUCAAGGAUGGAGUAAGCGACGAGAUGGAGGCGGAGCUGAUCAAGCGCGCGGAGAACGUGAUUGAUCGGACGGGCGAUGAGUUUAAGGCGGUCUUCCUGAAUGAGUACAAGCGUCUGAUGUGCCAGCGCCUGGGGCUGAAGACGCAGAAGGAGUCUGAUUUUCAGGAGCUCUUCUCCGAGAUGUUGAACACGCUUGAAGCGCUAGAGCUAGACUUCAAUCACUUCUUCCGGCGGCUGUCCAGCCUGCCGCUCUCGGAACUGGAGACAGAGGAGAAACGGACUGCUGCGGCGUCGAUCUUCUUCCACGCUGAUGGAUUCGGUGGCAUUGGCUACACUGAGGAUUCGGCCCGAGCGCGAAUUGCCAAAUGGCUGGAUAACUGGCGAGCCCGUGUUCUGGAGGACUGGGGAAGUGAUGGUGACAGCGAGAGACAAGCUGCCAUGAAGGCUGUCAACCCUAACUUUGUCCCCCGAGGCUGGAUCCUGGACGAAGUUAUUGAGAAAGUGGAACGUAAGGGAGACCGUGAGAUCCUGGGACGAGUGAUGCAGAUGUGCCUGAACCCAUUCAAUGAGGAAUGGGGACUGAAUAAGGCGGAAGAAGAACGAUUCUGUGGCGACGUGCCCAAGUACAAGAGAGCCAUGAUGUGUAGCUGCAGCUCAUGA
Molecule: messenger RNA, 1836 nt
Organism: Penicillium canariense
Lineage: Eukaryota; Fungi; Ascomycota; Eurotiomycetes; Eurotiales; Aspergillaceae
Exons: 6
Coding region: 1-1836 (611 amino acids)
Source: RefSeq, a predicted model, not a curated record